Trachemys scripta elegans is the source of this 2669-nucleotide messenger RNA. It is a transcript of the gene SLC16A12, whose product is annotated as solute carrier family 16 member 12. Gene Ontology annotation, biological process: transmembrane transport; monocarboxylic acid transport. The record is from RefSeq and is a predicted model, not a curated record. The coding region runs from base 179 to 1447 and encodes 422 amino acids. The transcript is spliced from 5 exons. Gene Ontology annotation, molecular function: monocarboxylic acid transmembrane transporter activity. Lineage: Eukaryota; Metazoa; Chordata; Testudines; Emydidae.
UUUUCAUAGGAUUUGGAACAGACCCAAACCAGGUACCCUUUAUCCUGGAAUUUAACAGAUCAGUAUUCAUGUUUUCUUUCCUAGAUGCAUCUCAAUUUUCUUUGUGGAGUUCCAGACAUACUUUGCUCAGGAUUAUGCCCGAACAGCUUGGAUCCAUUCCAUUGCAGACUGUGCCACAAUGCUGUGUGCCCCACUUGGAAGUUUUAUCAGUAACCAUCUAUCGUGUCAAGUGGGCAUCAUGUUUGGAGGACUGCUUGCAUCUGCUGGACUGAUCCUGAGUUCAUUUGCCACAAGCCUGGAACACCUCUACUUUUCACUAGGCGUGCUUACAGGAAUUGGAUUUGCACUUUGUUAUUCUCCAGCCAUAGCAAUGGUGGGCAAAUAUUUCAACAAAAAGAAAGCACUGGCUUAUGGGAUAGCCAUGUCAGGGAGCGGAAUCGGUACCUUCAUUCUGGCCCCUGUGGUCCAACUCUUGAUUGAACAAUUUUCCUGGCGUGGAGCCUUACUCAUCCUGGGCGGUUUUGUUUUAAAUCUCUGUGUCUGUGGUGCCCUGAUGAGGCCUAUUACUCUUAAGGAGGACCAUAAACACCCUCCUGAGUUUCUUGAACAGGAGUAUGUCUCAGAAGCACAGAAGCAAGACUUAAAGCGAUUGUCUAUCUGUUCACCUUUAAUCAAAGCAUGGUCCCAUGAAUGUCUAUGCUGCUGCUCCUGGCAAGAAUACAACUUCUUACUGAUGCCAGACUUCAUGGUGCUAGCAGUGUCUGUUUUAUUUAUGGCAUAUGGCUGUAGUCCUCUUUUUGUCUACCUAGUGCCUUAUGCUUUGAAUGUUGGUGUGAGUCAUCAGCAGGCUGCCUUCCUUAUGUCCAUACUUGGUGUCAUCGAUAUCGUUGGUAAUAUCACCUUUGGAUGGUUGACAGACAGAAGGUGUCUGAAGAAGUACCGCUAUGUUUGCUACCUCUUUGCUGUGGGAAUGGAUGGCCUCUGUUGUCUCUUCCUUCCUGUUCUCCAAAGUUUCCCUAUGCUUGUGCCAUUCUCAUUUACCUUUGGGUAUUUUGAUGGAGCCUACGUUACACUGAUCCCUGUCGUGACAGCAGAUGUAGUGGGAACUGCUUCCUUAUCAUCAGCCCUAGGCGUAGUGUAUUUUCUUCAUGCACUCCCUUAUCUAGUGAGUCCACCCAUUGCAGGUUGGCUGGUGGAUACAACCAGCAGCUACACUGCAUCAUUCAUUCUGUGUGGAUUUUCUAUGAUAUUCAGUUCAACAUUACUGUGCUUUGCUAGACUAGCAAAGAAAAUCAAAAGGACACAGCUGAGGUCACUUGGCAGAGAUACUGACCCAAAACAGCAGAUCUGGACAAAUGGAGCAACAACUUAUUCUGUGUCUGGAGAUUUAGAUCAAAAGGAUGUAGAAAUAUUGGCCACUGAGGCAAAUAGCUACAGCAACAGAUGACAAGUGCCAUCAGGCUUUGGUCUGCAGCACAGCCAUGGCUAAGAGAGAUGUGACUGCAUAUGCUACACUCUUGAAGAUAUAUUUUCCCAAUACAAUGAAAGAAACAAGACAUAUUUCAACUAGAUUUUUCUCUCAUAUUUUAGUAAUAUUAAAACUGCGAUUUAUACAGCUCUAAAGCAAAGUUAGAUACAAAUGAGGAAAGUUCUUCAGUUAACGUGUGCAGGAUACUUUCUGAGUCAGUAAUGCUGGCUCCAGAGAUAAUAGGAUGAAUCUACUGAGGUAAUUGAUCAUAAUCAGAGGUAAUUUACAUGACCAUCACAAAGCAAAACUGAACAAUAGAACUUGGAUUGAAACUGUUUGAAAAACAGGGCUGAUGAAAUAAGCUUUUCAGUGCUGCACUCUGUUUUGUGGACUGACCAGCAAAAAAAUGUUCCAUGCUAUUGGUCUUUGCCAAAUGUUUGAAAAUCACUGUUACAAAUGCCAAUGCUAUUGUUAAGGAAUUCUGCAGGAGAAGUUGUGUUUUAGACCAUAUAGAACAUUAUUUCAAAGUAUUUCUGAAGCAGCUUUAAUUUUACAGUGUGCCUAAAUUUUGUACAUAACUAGAAUGCAGUUUUAUGAGAAAUAUGAUUCUUACAGCUCUGUUCCCAAACUUGCUACAAGAUAUUUGCCCUCUCCCACUUCAAAGAUCCCUGGAGGCUGGAUUUCUAGGGGGUAGAGUUCCAGUUCAGGUAUUAUCCCCUGUUGCUGAUCCCUUUUGUGAACAGAUGGGAAGGGAGUCUGUCACUGCCAUCCCAGCUGGGCUCUAGAGCCCAGUGUGUUUGGUUUGUCCUUCCAGGGUUUUUAUGCAUGGGACCAGGCAUACUGAAAUGUAAAGGAGCCAAAGCAAAUUAUCAUUGCCUGAAAUCCAAACCAGACCCAAACCCCGAGAGAUCCUUCUCUCUAGAACUCCAGGGGCCAGAUCCUCAGUGGAUGUGAAUCCAUGAUUUACAACAGAUGAGGAUCUGGCCCUAGUUAUUUUUGGCUUGUUUGGGCCAGCAGACAACUGCUGACAUUUGCUGCUGAUUCAGACUCAUUGUGUUGGGGAAAAAAACAACAAUACAAUUGGGUGCUUCAGAAAAGCUAUGGAGUAAAUGUAGCUUGUGGGUACAUUACUGAUACAUUCAUCUAUUAAAUAAUAAAAAGAACGAGGAGUACUUGUAGCACCUUAGAGACUAACAAAUUU